AUAUUCGUAUUAAAAAUGCAGCCGUGCAGAACUAUCUCUAACAGACAAAAAAGCAUUGCCACCCGGCUCGAAGCAGGCAUGCAGGUAUGGCUACCUCAGUCUCCGCCGAGCAACCGGCCUCUCAAGACGUGUCCAUCAGCGUCAGUACCGUUAACAAGCGUGUCCAACAAGUAUUACGUGAUUUCAACCCGGGGAAACCAGAAAGUGACCAACAUGGGGCUCCGCUCCCUUCUUCUCCUCUCCCUCGCCUGCCUCGCGUCGAGCGACAAGCUCCACCUAGUCUUCGAAUGGAGCCAGUUGGACUACCAGUAUGCCAGUCCCGAGGCGCGGCAGCAGGCGAUCGACAGCAAGACGUUCAUCCCGGAGAACAACAUACCGAUGGGCGUGGAGGUGUAUCAGGAUAGGCUGUUCGUCACGGUGCCGCGGUGGAAGCAUGGGGUGCCGUCUACGCUAAAUUAUGUUAACUUGAAUGAUAAUAGCACGAAGUCACCGAACUUAAUCCCCUACCCGAGUUGGGCAGCGCAUUCUAUCGGUAGUGAUGGAAAACCUCCAGAAAUCAUUUCACCGUUCAGGGUCCGAGCUGACAAGUGCGGUCGUCUUUGGGUUCUCGACAGCGGAAAGAUGGGCAGGCUCGAAACUAACGGUACCAAAUUCUCGCCCUCCAUCAUCGUCUACGACUUGAAGACAGAUAAUCUUUUGAGAAAGUACACGUUCCCUGCAGAUCAGGUCAAACAAGAUUCUGGAUUCGCCAACAUUGCCGUGGAAGAUUUCGAUUGCGAAAAAACUUUCGCGUACGCCGGCGACGUUGGUAAGGCGGGAAUCGUAGUCUACUCGUGGGAAAAGAACGAAUCGUGGAGAAUUACUCAUCAUUACUUCAACCAAGAUCCUCUAGCUUGCGAGUUUAACAUUAAAGGAUUGAACUUUACUUGGGAUGACGCCAUCUUCGGCAUGGGACUUUCAGCGCCUAACUCUGACAACUACAGCACCCUCUAUUUCCACCCGAUGGCGAGCUUUAAUGAGUUCGCUGUCUCCACAGAAUACCUGAGGAACAAGACUUUAGCUGAAGCUAACUUCAAUGCUUUUAAACUACUCGGUAGCAGAGGUCCAAAUGCUCAAUCAAGUGCGUCCUUCGUGGAUCCCAGAACGGGCGUCCUUUUCUACUCUUUAGUGAACCUUAACGCUGUGGCUUGCUGGCGGACGUCCAACAAGGAAUAUACAAUGAAGAACCAGGGUAGAAUCUCCAUGAACGACACUACCAUGAUCUACCCUACUGACAUUAAGGUGGACAGCAAUCAGAACUUAUGGGUUCUCUCUAACAGGCUGCCGUUCUGGAUGUACGGACAAAUGAACCCUGCAGAUGUUAACUUCAGGGUAUUCACAGCUCCCGUCUUAGAAGCGAUUAGCCAUACGGCGUGUGACGUCACGGCUAGGUCGGAUAUUCUCGAUAAGUUUUUGGGUAAUGUGAAGAAUGCUACAGCAAAGAUUGCCUCUAAGAUAAAGCCAAAUUCAGGUGCUCCGUUUGCGCCUAUGUCGUUCGUUGCGUUAGUUAUGUUAAGUUUAUUCGUAUCUUCUACUGAAAAUUAAGAGCCUAGUCUAUGUAACUGUUACAGAAAGCCUGGCGUUACUUAACUUGUGUGAAUAGUAAGAUUUGAUAAUUCGGUAUAAAUUAUUUGUCCAAGGGCCUUACUUUUGUUUCAUCAAUUUAUACCGAAUUGUCAAUAAAUGUUGUUUGUUACAUUGGUAAAUAUAAGUCGGUGGAUCUGACUCGCGAAUCAGUACAUAAUUUAUUAAUAACUAUUAAGCGAUGUAAGAUUCGCUUGCCAGACUGAAGACAAAGAGCUAUUAGACGUUUGAAAAGGGUAGCUCCAAAAUAUAAUACAAAGCGGAAUUACAUAUAAUCUUUAGAAACCGAUUGCUACCGGGAACAUAUUACUAUACUACAUAGAGGUAUGUACUGUACUUACCUAUAUACAUGUAUAUGUAAUUAUGUAUGUAUAUAAUUAUUAUAGAUUUAAGUUCAUCUGUAUUUAUAAGUAUUUUUAAGUAUUAAGUUAUACAAUUUUCAGGUUAUAUACAUUUCUAGAUUGGUAGCUUUCGGUAAUGCGUACAAAAUUUCACCGCUUAUCCAUUUUACUACAAAAGGUUAAUUUUCUCUUCUUAAUCACGUCUACCUAUUUUUUAGAGCUCUGUACAAUCAGUAGCUGCUAAGCGGGCGAGGUGUUCAAAAUUACUUUGACACGCUCUUAUUUUCUUAACCAUUAAGUCGCGUCAAGAUCAUUUUGAACAACUCGCUCGCUUAGCAACUUCUGCUAGGUACUAAUUGUACAAAACUUUGUUCACGGAGCUCUUAUGGGAUCACUUCGGUCUUGCAAAUCAGUUAAAUUCGUUUUUUUUUCUUUGUGAGCAUAAUGCGGUCACUAUUAGGGUAACAUUCCAUUUCUGACCGCAGCUGCACUUCUGGUACUGAACGAGUCGCUGUUACUGUCAAUUUCCACAGUAAAAUUGACAGUAGUGCAGAUGCGGUUGGAAAUGGACUGUCACCUUUAGAGUUUUCGCCACCUUAAUUUUUUAAACACAUUUCGAAUAAUCAUCAUUUUGAUGGUUGAAUUUGUAUAACAGAAUAUGCUAUCAAAAUUGUGGAAUUGAUAAGUUACAAUACAGUCAAAUUAUGACUUAAGUACUUUCAUUUUGUAUAAGUCAUAACGCCACGCCAUAGUUUGUCGAUGGGUCAUUUAAAUGGUUACCGCUUUAUUUAUUACCUAAUUUAAUAUGUAUAAUCGUAAGCAGAUAUACUGUAGGUAAAAAUCAAUGGAAACGGGUGACUUUGUUCAGAAUUUUCAUACGGGGUGACGCUUUUUCAUUGCUUUUGUGUGUAUUUUAUAUUAUUUAGAGUGCUAGCACUACUGACCGCGUUGUCGCCUGUCUCGCUCGCACUACAUAUAUAUUUACAAAUUUUGUUAUUCAGUGUGAUAAUGGUUGCAUGUUUGGUAUGUAUUUGUAUUUUGUCUCUUUUCUUUAGAUAUAAAGUCGAUAUGGGUUAGUGUGGCUGCGUUAAAAUGUGGCUGGCCACGUUGGGGCCUGGAUCCGUCCAUUGCUACUUGAGUUUAGUCAGGCGUGGCUCACUCCGCGAUUUCGUCGCUUUGCAACAGGUAGCUACAAGUACAUCCGUUCCACAUCAAUUUUGGUGGCUAGCCAUAAGACGCGCGUGGCGCUGUCGCCACCUAGCGGCCAUAUCUGUCUUGAUCGUUUUGUUAGAGAGUGAGUCUUCUGUACCUAGUACUAUUAUUUAUUCUAUGGUUUAGUGGCAAAUGGUAUGAACUCGCAAUACCAUUAAACGAAGCCUCAAUAUGAAGACCAGCCCACCACAUUUAAAGUCGUACGGUUUUAAAAUGUCAUGUCUUACUUGAGAGAUUACCUGUCGAUGAAUGGCAUAGUUUUCUUUUGUUAAACCAAACCGCUAAUAACUUGUGCAAAAUGAAAUGCAAUAAGAACAAGAGAUUCCGUAUACAGAUAACAACUUUACCGCUUAAAGAAUAGAGUUAGAAUUAUAGUAGCAGGUACUCGAUACCUAUAGGACCUUUUGGAUUGUUUCGAAAAGGUUCUUUAUCGAGUACUUGCUAUUGUAAAUUUAACUCUAUCCUUCAAGCGGUAAAGAUGUUAUCUGUUUAGAAUCUUUUGUUCAGAUUGCAUUUCAUUUUGCAUAGGUAAUUAGCGACAAUGUCAUUCAUCGUCGGGUAGUCAAUCAAGUGGAUACCGACAUUUUAAAACCAUCCGACUAUACCCCGCAGUCACACUUACCCGUAUUGACCUUAGUACAAAUAAGAAGUAUGUGGUAAAUAAAGUGCCUGAGGUUCACAGUACGAGUACUUACCGCCAACGUAUACAUGUGCCUUGAAUCGUGAUAUAUUGUAUUAUGUAUUAGGCUAUUUUGUUUUUACACGUGUUGUAAAUAUUCUAAAGCUGUAAAUAAAUGCUGUAAGCUUA
This is a messenger RNA of Cydia splendana, 3984 nucleotides long. It is a transcript of the gene yellow-f, whose product is annotated as protein yellow. The coding region runs from base 16 to 1584 and encodes 522 amino acids. NCBI's taxonomy places the organism in Eukaryota, Metazoa, Arthropoda, Insecta, Lepidoptera, Tortricidae. Gene Ontology annotation, cellular component: extracellular region. The record is from RefSeq and is a predicted model, not a curated record. The transcript is spliced from 4 exons.